AUAGACCUUUCCAGGUCCUUUUUGAGGCUCGAGCCCCGUCCCCUCGUCACAAGAGAAGCGCCACCGAGCUUCUUCAGCCAAACAAAUAAACACCUCAAACCAUCACCAACUUUAUUAUAACAUCAACACCUCAGAAGAAGAGCAGCAGGAGGAGGUGGAGAGAAUGAUGGGAAGGAGAAGAGAUGCCGAGGCGGAGCUCAACCUGCCACCGGGUUUCCGAUUCCAUCCCACCGACGAGGAGCUCGUCGUCCAUUACCUCUGCCGAAAGGUCGCCAAGCAGUGCCUUCCCGUUCCCAUCAUCGCCGAGGUCGAUCUCUACAAGUACGACCCUUGGGACCUCCCAGAGAAGGCAUUGUUUGGACAGAAGGAGUGGUAUUUCUUCACGCCGCGCGACAGGAAAUACCCGAACGGGUCGAGGCCUAACAGGGCCGCCGAAAGGGGAUACUGGAAGGCAACAGGGGCCGAUAAGCCGGUCACGCCGCCGGGGAGCAACCGGCCUCUCGGGAUAAAGAAGUCUUUGGUGUUCUACAAUGGAAAGGCGUCGAAAGCAGUCAAGACUGAUUGGAUCAUGCAUGAGUACAGGCUCGCAGACACCAACCGAGUCGCCAACAAGAACAAUGGUGGCAGAUUGGAUGACUGGGUACUUUGUCGAUUGUACAACAAGAAGAACAACUGGGAGAAGAUGCAGCGGCAGAAGGAGAAGGAGGAGGGAUCCCUUGGAGAGAUGAUGGAUUCGAUGGAGGCAUCGGAAAGUUUCAGGACACCAGAAUCCGACAUUGAGACAGAGGUGUUCCCAGACUUUGACAGUCUGGGUCAGGUUGGAGCUCAGCUAUAUCAAGCUUUUGAUGGAGUUGAAGCUAUGAGAACCAGUAAUACUGGUAGCUUUCAGAUGGUAGAACGACAGAAAGAGGAUAGCGAUUGGUUUAGCGACUUGUAUCUAGAUGAUUUGCAGAGCUUUUCAGCAGCAUUUGGAGCCACACCUGCUAUCGAUACGUCGAACCAGGAGUACUACUUCUCCACCAUCGGUUCUCCAUUCUGAAGCUGAGCCGAACGAACAUGCCACCCUUCUAAUAUUAGAAGGUUUUCAUGGAAAUCAUUGUAUAUAUAGUAGGGCAGCUGAGCACUCUAGGGUGUAGGAGGAUGAGAACUGUAGCAAGUUGCUCACAUCAUAUUAUAGUGUAGGAUUCAUUUUUUUGUUUUAUUUUUUUUUCCCUCGCAUAUUUAAACAGUUGUCAUUUGUUUUGAAAAGGGAAAAGUUUCGAUUUAUAUAAAUAUAUAUACAUGAUAACAUGAUUUUAGUUGCGGAA
Elaeis guineensis (African oil palm) is the source of this 1307-nucleotide messenger RNA. Its product is annotated as NAC domain-containing protein 68. Gene Ontology annotation, biological process: regulation of DNA-templated transcription. NCBI's taxonomy places the organism in Eukaryota, Viridiplantae, Streptophyta, Magnoliopsida, Arecales, Arecaceae. The record is from RefSeq and is a predicted model, not a curated record. Gene Ontology annotation, molecular function: DNA binding.